Molecule: messenger RNA, 1873 nt
Organism: Paramecium sonneborni
Lineage: Eukaryota; Ciliophora; Oligohymenophorea; Peniculida; Parameciidae
Source: the annotation of a GenBank genome assembly
AAAAUGGCAUCUGCAACUUAAGAAAAAAAAAUUAAAAAAAAAGAGAAAGAAGAACAAAUACAAAGUAAAUCUCUAGGAAAUUUUCAUAAUUUGGAAUUAUUAUGCAAAGCAGAUGAUAGAUAAAAAAAAACAUUAGAAAAGAUAAUUAAAUAAAAACCAGACUUAGCAAGAAGUUUAAACAUUUAUGCAGAUGGAGUUAAAUAUUACAUAGCAAGAUAAUAAUAGAGAGACAAAUUAUUAGCAGGAAAAGACAUACCUUUAAUGGAAGUUUCAGAAGAAUAACUCUAAUAACCAUCAUUACCUCUUAUUUCUAAUAGACAAAUGCCAAGGUAAUUCAAACAAGAUUUCUUUCAUCCUAGAUUGUUGUCUGAAAGUUUAGAAAAAUAAAAUAAAAGAUAAAUCAAUCCAAAUAGCUACACACCUUUUGCAAAUAGAUAAAGAGUAGCAAUUCCUGCAUUAAAUCCCCCUUUAAAAUUUAACAGAGAUAGAGAUCUACCUAAAUUAAAGGUACAUUUCCUACUUAUUUUAAGUUUAAUUAUUAUGUUGGACCUGGAAAUAAUGGUGAAUUAGUAAAAAAAAUUUUAUAAAAACGUGAACAAUAUUGGACAGCUGUGCCAUUAACAUUUUAAUAUAAACAUUUUAUAUGGUAGCAAUCAUACUUUGGUAUGGAUUUUAACCGUUUAACUUAAUCAGAGAGUUAAUUUGCUAGAGUUAUGUAUAAUUUUUUCGAAUUUCAUAAAAAUAUAACAUCAAAGACAGGUACAUAUUAGAAUUAUUUUAGGUUUAUCUUAAUCACUGCUUUAAUAUUAUAAUAAUAUUGAGAAAACUUUCGAUAUUAUACCUUUAGUUUUUAUAUUUAAUUUUAAAAAUUAAGAUUGGAUGAAAGAUAUUUUGCAAUUUACAGAAUUUUAUCAAAUUAAUAAUCCAAUAGGAUAAGCAAGUAUAAAAUCUACUUUAGAAUUUGAUUUUUAUGUAUCAAAUUUGGCAGGUACAAAGGUUAAUUAUAAUGGAAUAAAAUCUUAUAAAUUAUAGGAAACUUUGACUAGUAAAACAUAAUAUUUAUGGCUUUUGAAACCAGCUGAUUGGAAUAGAGGAGAAGGUGUUCAUGUAUUCAGCACUCUUGAAGAAGUUGAAGCAUUAAUCAAGUCAUACUAUUAUGGUAAAGGGAACUAUGAAUGUAAAGAGUUUAUAAUUCAAAAAUAUAUUGAGAGACCAUUGUUGUUGAGUGGAAGAAAAUUUGAUAUAAGAUGUUGGGUUUUAAUAUCAUAAGAAAUGCAAUUUUUUUUGUUUAAAGAAGCAUAUAUUAGAACAAGUGGAACAGCAUUUUCAUUAGAUAAUGUAUAUUUAGGAUUAAUUCUAAUUAGAAAGAUAGAUACAUACAUUUGACAAAUAAUGCAGUUUAAAAGAAUGCACAGAAUUAUGGAUAAUUUGAAGAUGGUAAUUAAUUAUCAUUGAAGAGAUUUUAAUAAUUAUUAGAGUAAAUAUAAAAUUUAAAAAUAGUUAAUAAGAGACAACCUAUAAUUUUAGAAAGGAGGGAUGGCCAAUGAUUAAAGAUGUAGUAAAAAUAACAAUGAACUCAACAAGAUUGAAUAAAAGAAAUAGAAAAUAUGGGAUGCAAUUAUUAGGAUAUGAUUUUAUGAUAGAUGAAAAUCUUAAGUUAUGGUUAAUAGAAGUGAAUGCAAAUCCUUGUUUAGAAGAGAGUUCAAAUUUAUUAAAAAUGUUAAUACCUCGAAUGUUGGAUGAUGCAUUUAAAUUAACUUUGGAUAAAGUAUUUACACCUGAAGUAGAUUUUGGAUAAUGGUUGCCAAAAUAUAAGGUUGAUGAUUAUGAAGAUUAAGAAAAUAUGUGGGAAUAAUUAGGAUUUUGCAAUUGA